Messenger RNA from Polyodon spathula (Mississippi paddlefish), 1889 nucleotides. Its product is annotated as speckle-type POZ protein. The coding region runs from base 246 to 1370 and encodes 374 amino acids. Gene Ontology annotation, molecular function: ubiquitin protein ligase binding. Lineage: Eukaryota; Metazoa; Chordata; Actinopteri; Acipenseriformes; Polyodontidae. The record is from RefSeq and is a predicted model, not a curated record. Gene Ontology annotation, biological process: proteasome-mediated ubiquitin-dependent protein catabolic process; regulation of proteolysis. Gene Ontology annotation, cellular component: cytoplasm; nucleus. The transcript is spliced from 11 exons.
GUCGUCACAGUGGUAACCCGGAUGUAGAGAAGCGGCUGUGAGAAAGUCCGAUCCGGGCGAAGCAGCUCCUAAGGGGAUUGGUGGCCAGGUGGAAGAACUUGGCCAGCAGUGGCUGGAUUUCCACCCACAGAUGUCCGAAGAGCUUUGAUCAGGAGGGAAGACUGCUGCAUGUGUUUUUCCGUUUUGUAUUUUGUGUUUUUUUAUUUUGGUGAUUCGGAAGCUCCCAUUCACACCCCAAGCUGGCGAUGUCAAGAGUGUCGAGUCCCCCUCCUCCCGCGGAAAUGUCAAGCGGGCCUGUGGCAGAGAGCUGGUGUUACACGCAGAUUAAAGUGGUAAAGUUUUCCUACAUGUGGACCAUCAACAACUUCAGCUUCUGCAGGGAGGAGAUGGGGGAGGUCAUCAAGAGUUCAACGUUCUCGUCUGGAGCCAACGAUAAGUUGAAAUGGUGUCUGCGAGUGAACCCCAAGGGGCUGGAUGAGGAGAGUAAAGACUACCUGUCUCUCUACCUGCUGCUCGUCAGCUGUCCCAAGAGCGAAGUGCGAGCCAAGUUCAAGUUCUCUAUUCUCAACGCCAAAGGGGAGGAGACCAAAGCCAUGGAGAGCCAGCGGGCAUACCGGUUUGUGCAAGGGAAGGACUGGGGCUUCAAGAAGUUCAUUCGAAGGGAUUUCCUUUUGGAUGAGGCCAAUGGACUCCUGCCAGACGAUAAGCUCACCCUAUUCUGUGAGGUGAGCGUGGUGCAGGACUCUGUCAACAUCUCGGGACAGAACACCAUGAACAUGGUGAAGGUGCCGGAGUGCCGGCUGGCGGAUGAGCUGGGGGGGUUGUGGGAGAACUCUCGCUUCACAGACUGCUCCCUGUGCGUGGCAGGACAGGAGUUCCAGGCACACAAAGCAAUACUCGCAGCUCGUUCACCAGUCUUCAGUGCGAUGUUUGAGCAUGAAAUGGAGGAGAGUAAAAAGAACCGUGUUGAAAUAAACGAUGUGGAGCCCGAGGUUUUUAAAGAGAUGAUGUGUUUUAUCUAUACGGGGAAGGCCCCCAAUCUUGACAAGAUGGCAGAUGACCUGCUGGCUGCUGCGGACAAGUAUGCACUGGAGCGCUUGAAAGUGAUGUGUGAGGACGCACUCUGCAAUAACCUGUCAGUGGAUAAUGCUGCAGAGAUUUUAAUCCUGGCGGAUCUUCACAGUGCAGACCAGCUGAAGACCCAAGCGGUGGACUUCAUUAACUACCAUGCGGCGGACGUGAUGGAGACAUCUGGCUGGAAGUCCAUGGUGGUGUCUCACCCUCACCUGGUGGCAGAGGCUUACCGCUCCUUGGCGUCCGCACAGUGCCCCUUCCUUGGCCCUCCCCGCAAGCGCCUGAAGCAGUCCUAAUGCCUGCCUACCACCCCCCACCCCAUCAAUCCUCUCCCUCCUCCUGCACCCCAUCUACCAGAUCUUCCUCACCAACCUGAACUCCCUUUCCGUGUGAGAACUGUUGUGAGUUGAUGCUUGUGAAUUUUAUCAGAAACAAAAAUGCAAGUCAGCACUGCCUGGAGCCAUUGGCCGCUGCCCAGUGCAGGGCCUGUGCAAGGUGCCUUUGCAGCGUGGAGAAAGACUUCACUGAGUGCAGAAAUCCACACAGAGACUUUUUAAAAAGCAGUGGCAGCUGAUGGGAGAAGGGGACCGGACCUUGAUUCUCAUAGUGACCUACUGCUCCCGAUAGCGUGUUUCCUUGUAGACGUCAGCUGUAUGGAACGGCCUGCUAUUUGUAUUUUAAACUAGAGCGGCAGAGGAUGAAGGUUAAGGAUAAAGACUGUUUUUAACAAGGAGAAAAGUAUAAUGAUAAUAAUAAUAAUAAUAAUACAAAUUAACCAGAGGCUUUGAAGCAAAAACAAAAGCGUACUGCUGUUU